Messenger RNA from Camelina sativa (false flax), 999 nucleotides. The record is from RefSeq and is a predicted model, not a curated record. NCBI's taxonomy places the organism in Eukaryota, Viridiplantae, Streptophyta, Magnoliopsida, Brassicales, Brassicaceae.
AUGCUUCUUGGUUUCGUUACUGGUGCCACACCUCGUCCUUCUCCAACAAUGGUGGUUCAGACUGGAGAUCGAGUUGCAGAAGUUAGCAAUCCAAAGUUCAUGAGGUGGAUGCAUGCAGACCAGCUCGUUAUGGCCUGGCUAGUUGGAUCUCUCUCUGAGUCAGCUCUCAAAAGUGUCUAUGGUCUUCGUUCUUCCUCUGAGGUAUGGUUUUCUCUUGCUAAACGAUACGACCGUGUUUCUACCACUAGGAAGCUAGAUCUGCAGAAGAAAGUUUAUGUUAUAGAUAAGUUGGGAAAGUCUAUGGCUGUGUAUCUUGCUGAAAUAAAGUCCCUAUGUGAUCAACUUGAUUCUAUUGGAUCUCCUCUGUCAGAACAUGAGAAGAUUUCUAGGGUUUUGACUGGUCUAGGUCGUGAGUACGAGUCUAUUUGCACUGUGAUUGAAGAGUCUAUGGAAACCUAUCCAGGUCCAUGUUUUGAUGAUGUUGUUUUCAAGCUAACAAACUUUGAAGAUAAGAUUAAAGCAUACGAAGCUGCAACUGCAGUCACACUGCAUCAAACUUUUUAUACCAAUAAGAAUGAAAACUCACACUCUUACUCAAGCAACAACAACGGUAGUUACAGCAAUCGAGGUGGUCACUCUCGAGGAGGUCGUUCAAACAGAGGCAGAGCUCAGAGUAGAGGAAGUCACAGCAGAGGUGGUCGUGGUUAUUCAACACAAGGCAGAGAGGAAUAUUACAACAACGACUUUGCUCAAGCUUUAGCUGCAAUGAGGCUGUCUGAUCAGGAAUAUUCUGCAGGGCAGGAAUGGAUCUCCGAUACUGGUGCUACAGCACACAUCACAAACUCAACAGUUGCCUUACAGAAUGCUCAACUGUAUGCAGGAACAGAUUCAGUGAUUGUUGGAAAUGGUGAGUUUCUCCCAAUAACGCAUGUUGGUUCCACAAUUCUUCAAGGAUCUGCAGACAAGACAGCUCCUCACGAUAGGAAAGAAGGACAAUAG